AAAGCAGAUGUUUAUAGCUAUGUGAAAGAAUCUGCUGUUGUCCUCUUUUAUCUUGGUUGUGAGAAAGAGGUAACUGAAGACCUAAUCUUACAGUAACAGUGGAUUAACCUACACUGCUGGGAUCCUUAUCAACCUUAUAAAAUCCAUUAUCCUGGAUUGAUUGGACAUGCUGGGAGAGAGCUUCAUACAUCUUUUAAAGUACAGACAGGAGGACGUGCAUUCACCAGAUAUUACCAGGGCAUCGUUCACUCCCCCUACAAACAGCAGGCAAGAUCCCUAUAGUCUCUCCCAGGUGAAAGACAUACCACUGCCUGUCAAGCCAGCAUUGUCAGAUGUGAAGCAUGUGGAGAAACGGUCAGGAUACAUAGCUCCUAAGCCCAGUCCUGACCUGUACCUCUCUAAGCCCUGUGUAAGUCUGAGUCAAAGUCUAGAGCCCAGCAAUGCCUUGUAUGAGAAAUGCCAGACCAACCCCCUGCAACUGAGCAGCCUCUCCGACAGCAAAGAGUUUCACAUUGACUCUGUGGAUCAGCAAGAAUGGCACACAUCAAAUGUGGAUGACUCAAGCCCCAAACAGCUUAGGUUCAUUCCUCAGCAGGCUGAUGUCCCUGAUGAUGGCUACCUGGUCAUGGACAGCAGCAUCAUGCUGAAUGGAGAGCCGCCAACAAACUCCAUGAUCAAUGGUUACCUGGACAGAAAGCUCCAAGAAGUGUACAGCCAGUACUUACAGGAGAGGCUGGCGUGCCCCGGGUCUUCUCCAGGUUGCAGCCUGCUUCCGCUCCUUCCCCAACCCAGCCUCCCUCAGCUCAGUCAACAGGCAUACCUGGACUCAAGCCUAGACAUCGAGGCCAGACCAAACCAAAUGACCCACAACGUCACCACCAGCCAGGGGCACCACAGCCAGCGGGUCAGCUCGGCCUUCAGUUCUCCAGUGCUACGCAUUUCCAAUGUAGAACAGCCUAAAAGACCUGGGCACUGUGACAGUGUUGUGAAUGUUUAAAGUUAGUAAUGUCUACAGUGACUUUCAAUGACAAAAAAUUGUAUUUAAACUGAAACAAAUAAAAUAGUAUACAAUGUGUAAGUAAAUUACUACAGAACAGUUGUCAGUUUUAUAAUCGUUUCUCCAUAUCAACAUAUUAUUGUCAUUUAUUAUCUUUUUGGUAAUAUUUUUAAGUUCCCUUAAUUGACAUUAUUAACUGCUAACAAACUAUGAACAUAUUAGUAUAUGUAUACAGUAUUAACAAACUAGAGGAAAACAUGGUUAAAACAUCUUGUUGUUAUUAAUGUUUUUCCACUCCCCUUGAUGCAUAGUUAUGCAAUCAAAACUCAGGUGACAUUGUAAAGGUGGCCAAAAGUCACAAUGGAAGAUAUGGAAGUUUUUUAAUUGGUGUGAUAUGAUGAAUUGUGCUUAACUGGAACAGGAACAAGAUCAAUUAACAUAAUAAAAAGGUACAUUUUCACUGAGAGGUUGUAUGAACUAAAUACAAUUUCAACUAAGUAAUAA
Molecule: messenger RNA, 1501 nt
Organism: Pygocentrus nattereri (red-bellied piranha)
Lineage: Eukaryota; Metazoa; Chordata; Actinopteri; Characiformes; Serrasalmidae
Exons: 3
Coding region: 167-997 (276 amino acids)
Biological process (GO): regulation of toll-like receptor signaling pathway
Source: RefSeq, a predicted model, not a curated record